GUGGGCUACCAAAAAAUCGAGAACUGAAACAAAAAUCGCGUUUGCAUGCGACAAAAUCUUUCAGCGAGUGUGUGAAUGUUGCUAAAUUUAUAAAUAACAGCUUAAGUUGUGCCUGCUCCCAAAGUAAAUUGAAAUAAAAGCAAAAGUGAUGCGUCCGCCGUCGUGAGGAAAACGUAGAUGGAAAAUGGGAAAAUAGGAAAAUAAGAAAAAUAUCAACGCAUAAAUAAAGCGCCGCGUUCGCGUCCGAUUCUGUCGCAUUUGCCGGCUGCAUUCCCAAAUAGAUCGGGGCGCUAUACUAUACUAUAUAGCACUCACUGCAGUAUACUACAUAUAUAUCCCAUUCCCAACCUGGCCGGUGCGUGCCGGUGGAUUAUGUAAAGUGGCACACGGCCGAUCCCGAUCUCGGAAUAUCGCCGAGCGCGAAAAAACAAAGGGAACGGAAUGAAAGUUUACCAAAGAAAUGAAUAAAAUGAAAAUAAAAUAGGGGAAUACAGAGAGUGUCGUUGAGGAUCCGUAGAAAUUUGUCGCACGCGCGCGAUUUCAGUAAGUGCAUCUAAUUUAUUUUGCAUCUAUUGCAAUUGAGAGGCGUUCGCCGAGUGCAUCCGCCAGAUACGUUUUCGUAAUUGUCGUCAGUGGUUCGAGUUGCUCCGUUUCGAUCUCGCGCGAUUCUCUGCCGGAUUGGAUUACCCAGCUAGGCCCAAAAUAAAUUAUACCUACGUGCGAUUUUUGAAGGGACCAAAACAUAUUGUGACCGAAUUUUGAAACUACGUUCUACGAGGACCGCUUGCCAAAAGCAACGUAAUGUCGUCCUACCGCAGUUAUACACCUUGGAAAACGAGCUUGGGAAGUUCCUAUAAGCCUGGCAGCGCUUCGUACGGCACUUCUGGAGACUCCACAUCGCGCUACACUUCACUGGCCACCCCAAGUUCCUACAGACCCUCGUUUUCUGGAGGAACGUACCGCCUUAAAAGGGAUCCACCACCACCAGCGACCACAACUACAUCUACCGGCUAUGUAAGUCGCUAUGCAAAGACAGAACCAAAGGAAGCAGCUCCGACUGAGAGGAGCAGUCCCGUGAAGAGGUAUACAGGUACCACUACCAGUGCCCUGGGAAAGUAUGGACGAUCUCGAGACCCCAGUCCGGUGGCCUUGGAGCACACAAAUCGCAACAAAUCCCGCGACCCGAGUCCUGUGAUCGAUAGCACCAGGAGUAAACUGGGAUCCACAUACCGUGGAGGUAACACCACCACCUCCAGUUCAUCCUCCUCGGCCACCAGAAACGCCUACAACAGUCGCUAUGGAGCGGCUUCUCGGAUUUCGGGAAAUGGAAGUGCCCUAUCCUACUUGACCACCAGUGAUUUUCAUGCUAGAACUGCCAGCAGGGCCAAGGCCAGCAGGGAAAGGGAAAAGGAAAAGGAGAAGGAAAAGGAGGAAGAGGAGAAGCCUAGGGAAGUCUCCGAUAACAAGGAUAAAUCUCCAGAGAAAGCGGUAGAAAAACAACCAUCAAACGAUGACGAAGCCAAAGAAUCCUUCAUAACGAUUUCCGUGGUGACCAGAGCCACUUCACCCACUCUGCCGGGUAGCACCACCGUUCAGAGAACCCGUCGCAUUGAUCCAGCUAAGACCAUAGAGAAGACCAUCCAAAGAUCUACAAAGAGACGUGAGACAACAGACCAGGAGAUUCAGUCAGAUCGAUUGGAUGAUUCCACACGAUAUCUUCGCUAUAGCGCAGGCAGCAGCAUUAGCUCGACUUAUAGUCCUCAUAGGGAUAGGAUAAGCAGUCUGCGGUACAGUGCCAGUCCCUUAAACAGUUCAGGAUCUGGAAAGUCCAGUUCAAUGGGUGAGGGAAAACAGAUUCAGGCAAUACCAGAGGCUGUAUCUCCAGCAAGGACCAAUGGCUCUGUGAGUUCAGCAAAAUCUUCAGAAGCUUUAUCCCCGCCAAGGUCGAAUGGAUCUGUGGGUUCAGGGAAAUCAAAUGAAGCCCUAUCUCCAGCCAGAAGUAAUGGGUCUCCUAACUCAUCGUCAAAGUCUCCAGAAGCCGUAUCCCCGCCUAGAACAAAUGGAUCCUCCUCAAAGUCCACGAAGUCCAAGCUUUCACCGCCAAAGGCAAUACGCUUGAACUCCAGGCAAUCUUCAGUGGAAAAUCUGGUCAACAAACCACCUGCACCACCUAGCAAGGCGGACUCACCCACCAAGACCUGCAGUUCCAGUUCAGGAAGUUCAGCGGUCAAGUGGCCCAACAAGGAUUUCCGCAAGUCCUCUCUAAAUGUGGGUCCUACGGAUAGGCCUCGGAAAUCCCGAACUCCCAGCAGUGGUGGAGAAUCCGAGGAUCUGCCCAACGGCAGUAGCCUAGAAAGGUCACCUAGUGCUGGAUCCGAGGGAAGUCUAGCCUCUGCUUCCUCGAAGAAAUCCACCAAACUAAGCAAUGGCAAGGUGCCAGGAAGUCCAAAGCCAAAGAGUCACAAAUCCUGCAGUGAAACCACCACUGGCAACUCAUCCUCGACCACUGCCUCCGCUUCGGACAGCGAGCAGCGGGUGAAGACCGUGAAAAAGCAGGCCAAAAAGAAGAGCACCAAAGAAGGCGGUGCAGGCAAGGUCGUCGCCGCCGCCCACAAGCCAAAUAGCACCACUGAAUCACCCUCCGCCGAGGUUGAAGUGGUGCCAGCGACACAGACAAGACUGAAGAAGCUAUCGGCGGUAUCGAAUUUUUUCGCCAGCCGUCAGCAAGACGCAAAUAACGAGCCGAUCUUCCUCGAAAGCUCCGAGAGCUCGGGCGAACCGGAGGCUCUUUCGCUGCCCGUGAUCUCGGGCAUAUCGGCCAUCUCAAAGAUCUCGAAAAUCUCGGGAAUCAGUCUGACAACAGAUUUGCGAACGAACGAACCGCGAACGACGCCAUCGAGCGAAGCGAAACCCUCACCCCCAACGAAUUCCCAGAGUUCGAGCACACGGUGUCCACGAGAAAGCUCUACGGGAACGGGAACGGGAACCAGGUUACCCACCAGCACGGUUAGCACCACCCAGGACACGAGUCUCACCACCACCACCGCCAGUUUAACAACCUCCGAGCAGGAAGAUCCCAGUUGGUGGCAGGAUACCAGCCUGCAGAUUAACACGGCCUCUGCUUUGGAUCAAAAUAAUCGAGGAGAGAUGCCUCCUUAUAGGUUAAGGCACAUUGAUUCUGGGGAGGAGCAGGCCUGGUGGCUGCGCCAGGAUGAAAACGGCGAUGAUGAUGACACUUUAGCGGAGGAGACCCUUAAUACCCUAGAUGACGAUGCCCAGGAGCCGAGCAAGGCAACCUGGUGGAGUCAGGAGGAUCAGGAGGACUCCAGCAGUCAGGUAAAGCUGAUGCCCAGGAGCAGGAUAACGCCGGAGAAGGAUGCCUGGUGGCUGCAGGAGGAAGAGGAGGCUCAGGAAUCCCCUAGGGAGAAUGGCGAUCUUAACAACAACAAUAGUGAGCCACAUGUGGAGGUGACCCUAAGAUUACCCUCGAAUGGCAGCCAAAGGAGCUCCAAGGGUAGUGCUUCCAGGAGUGGAGCUAAUUCCAAGAGUGGUGGCUCCAAUCCUUGGUGGCUAUCCGGACCCGCUAGAAAGAUGUUCAAUGUACAGCGCGUGGAGUCCGGCGAAAGAGCCUGGUGGCAGGAGGAGGCACCCGAGGAGCCACCUCCGCAGGAAAAAGAGAACGAACCACCGCCAGUGAAGCCACCCACUCCUCCACCGCGAAUCAUCAAGCAUUGGGAGUCCGGGGAGCGAGCCUGGUGGCUGCAGGAGGAUACGGAGAGCACUCAGCCUCCAGUUCAACAGCCCAGCAGUGAUGAUGAAGAGCAGCCAGGUGUGGUCUCCAGGGAUGAAGUGGAUCUGCGACUGGCACCACCACCCACACUGGCAUCGCAGGAGCUGAGCACCUCCUUCAAUUUCAAUGCCUACUCCGAGCGUCCGCCGCCCCUGGGUCAGUGUGCCAGUCCCGUGCGCUGCCCCUCGCCCUAUGACAACAUUCCAAGGUCGCAAGUGCAGGAGCCACCACCACAACAACAACCCACUCCCACUUUGACCACCCUGCAGCCACGAUUUUCACCGCAAACUCGGCGGGCCGGCGAAAAGCUCUUCAUCUCGCGGCAUCAGAACAUCGACGAGUUACUGGGAGGGGCUUGUCGUCCCCUCAGUCCGCUCUUCUACGGGAACUCCAAUCCCGCCGAGGCUGAAUUGACCCCCUUGGCCAGCAAGAACAUGUUCCUGCUCGAGGAGGUGACUCCAGACCAGGUGCGGAUCCACGACAGCACCGCCCAACUGCCGGUCAUCCAACGAAUGCAGCGCGAUGUCGAGUGGUUGGAGAAUGGUAGCAGCUUUUACGAGCCACCCAAACAACAACAUCAACAUCAACAGCAACAACGCAGGAUCGAUGAUGCGGCCAUCCAGGUGUACAAGGAUGGCGACUACGGAGCCUACCUGGAUCUGGAAUCAUCGCUGGCCGAGCAGAGCGAGGAAAUCGAGGGACUCAACGUCAGCCGCAAGAACUCCCUGGUGGUGCGAACGCAGUUAAAUGUGCGCGUGCACGCAAUUAUUGAGAAACUGCUGUCCGCGGAGGGCAGUGACCUGCGGCGGGCCCUCUUCUCGCUGAAGCAGGUGUUCCAGGAGGAUAAGGAUCUGGUGCACGCCUUCGUGGCCCUCGGCGGCCUAAAUUGCCUGGUGCGCGUGGGCAAUUGUGCGGAUCAAAACUAUCAGAAUUACAUUCUGCGGGCCCUCGGUCAGGUCAUGCUCUAUGUGGACGGAAUGAAUGGCGUGAUGAAGCAUGAGCCGACGAUGCAGUGGCUCUACUCGCUGAUUGCCUCCAAUUACCGAUCCGUGGUGAAGACCGCCCUCAAGCUGUUGCUGGUCUUCGUGGAGUACGCCGAGUCCAACUGCUAUGUGCUGGUCAGUGCGAUACACGCGGUGGACGCUUCCCAGGGCACUCUGCCCUGGUCGAAUAUAAUGAGACUGCUUAAGGACUAUGAUAAUGCCGAUGCCGAGCUGGUCAUCUAUGCCACUUCGCUGAUCAACAAAACCCUGGCGGGCCUUAACGAUCAGGACAGUUUCUACGAUGAGAGUGAUCUUCUAGAGCAGCAGGGCAUGGAGACUGUGAUUCAGCGAUAUAUGUCCAAGCCGGGCACUGAUUUGGAUCUGCUCGAUCAGCUGCAGCUCUACGAGGCUGUGCUGAAGUUUGAGGAUGGUGAGUCGGAUGGCCAGCGCUUACCGCAGAAUUCAAUGCGUAAGACGCAGCGCUAUCGUCCGGGGACUAACACCACCGAAAGACGCAAAUCGCGUCGCCACAGCACAGAUAAUAGCCCAGCCCCUCUCACAAAGGUCCUGCCCACCACUGUCCUUCGGAUGACCCCCACCCAAGCCACCGUGGAUGAGGACAGUUCGGGAUCCACCAACUCUACGGAAUUUAGUGGAGGACUGUUCAAUGAAAAGAAACCUCGUGAUGGAGCAGGCGUGACCCCGGGACUUCGGAGAAGAAGAGAGCGGGCGGAGCGGCACAAGAGCUUCCUGAAGGAGCAACAGGAGGCGGCGGCCAACGGGAUCUUUGCCGCCCUGGAGCAGCGGGAAGGACUGGGGCAAAUUGUAACCGCCAUACCCGCCACCAUCCAAGUUGGCGACAGUCCGCCCGAGUCGCUGCAACACGAGUUGCCGCCGUGCAACAACAUCAGCGGCAUCGGCAACCUUAGCAACAUUAGCAACAACAAUGUGAGCAACCUCAGCUGCAAUGACACGCCCAACAACAGUCUCCUGCUGAUGAGUCCUAGCAAACAAUUGCUCACCGGCAGCCACAGCAUCUCCAUCAUAAACAACAGCUUCGAUAAGGCGAGCAACAAUAACCAGAGCGAGUUCCUAACGAAGAAGAACCUAUUUCGGGAACGCAAUUCAACUGUGAUCAAUGGUAUUAUGAAGAAUAUCCAGCAAACCGAUAGUGCCUAUAAGAAGUACGAGAAUGAGGCGAAUCGGCUGAACAACUACUACAGCCAGUCGCCGAAACAUCAGAUCCAUCAGAACCAUCAGAUCAAUCAGAUCCAUCAGCCCAUUCAGCCCACGCCGGAGGUGCUUUUGAGUCCCAAGAAAACGCUGAAUGCCUCUGGGUUUGACUUUACGCCCGCUCCCCUGAGUUCCACCCCGGUUAAAUGUGAUGUCCAGCCGGAGGCGGAGCCACUGCGUCCGGUUGGGAAACCGGAGACAGCCCCACCACCGCCUCCUCCACCGCCACCGCCGCCACCACCGCCCCCAGGGUGGUGGCACGCCCCCAUCUACAACAGUCCGCCAGCUGCAGCUCCUCCAGUUCGAACCCUAACCAGUACUAACCCAGAGCUGCUGCCGCAUCCUGUGGAUCCUUCAGAUAUGGACAGUGAGGACAAGCAGCUGCUGCUGCAGCUAAAGCGGGACCACACCGUCAAGGAUCUCACCCAGAAGCUGAGCAACCUGCCCAUGAGUCCCACUCAGGAUCCCGCGAAUCGAGCCCUCGUCGGCGACAUGUCCGGCCUCAUCUCAAAAGCCAAAGAGGGUCUGGCCAAGAGCAAGAGCAAGGGAGAGAUAUCCAGAUCUUCUAGUGUAGAUCAGGAGCUGAAGAAGUCUGAGCCCAAGAAGUCGGAGAACGAACUUCACUGGGAGGAGCUGGUAAGGAAUAUGACCAGGCCUUUGAAUCUCUGCGAUUUGGACUUUACGGAUCUGAGGGAUGAUGACGAGAAGGAUGUGUUGGCACCUCGAAGUCUGGGUGCUGGCAUACCCCCUCCUCCACCACCCCAGGGAGGGGCCAUUGCCCCACCGCCCAUGAUGCCCCCCAGCUUGGCACCUCCGCCCAUGUAUGGAUAUGGUGGCAGUCUUACCAACAGUGUUAACUCGCUGAAUGGAUCCAUAAAUGGGGAACUGGUCAAUGGGAAUAACACCAUCAAAAAGAACAAGAAGACGGUCAAGCUCUUCUGGAAGGAAGUGCGCGAGGACAUGAUACCGCAGGUGGUGGGCAAAACCAUUUGGGACGAGUUGCCCGAUGCCAAUGUCGACACCCAGAAGCUCGAACAUCUCUUUGAGUCCCGGGCCAAAGACUUGAUGACCAAGGAGAAACAACAAGAGCUGAACAAGAGCAAAGAGAUCAUCGUGCUCGACCACAAGCGCUCCAAUGCCAUCAACAUUGCGAUCACCAAGCUGCCUCCUCCGAGGGCCAUCAAGACGGCCAUCCUCAAGAUGGACGCCACUGUGGUCACGCGGGAGGGCAUCGACAAGCUGCUGAAUAUGCUGCCGACCGACGAGGAGAGGGGAAAGAUCCAGGAGGCCCAGCUGUCCAAUCCUGAGUUGCCCCUGGGCAGUGCCGAGCAGUUCCUGCUGACCCUGGCCUCCAUUUCGGAGCUCGAGGCGCGCCUGAAGCUCUGGGCCUUCCGUCUGGACUUUGACAACAGCGAAAAAGAGAUUGCGGAACCCCUGAUGGAUCUCAAGCAAGGCAUUGAGAUCCUGCGUCAGAACCGCACCUUCCGCAGCAUCCUUUCCACGCUGCUGUCCGUGGGCAUCUUCCUCAAUGGAGCUCCCGUCAAGGGAUUCCAGAUCGAGUAUCUGGCCAAGGUGCCGGAGGUUAAGGACACGGUGCACAAGCACUCGCUGCUGCACCACCUCUGUCACAUGGUCAUGGAGUCGAGCAGCGAUACUAGUGAUCUCUACUCCGAGAUUGGACCCAUCACCCGAGCCUCCAAGGCGGAUUUCACGGACUUGGCCCACAAUCUCAAUCAGCUGGAGGCGGAGUGCAAGGCCUGUUGGGAUCGUCUGAAACUGAUUGCCAAACACGAUUGCCCACAGCCGUUGAAGCAAAAACUGGUGGAUUUCCUGGCCGAUUGUGCGGAGCGCAUCAUUAUCCUGCAGAUCGUCCAUCGGCGGGUGAUGAACCGCUACCGGAAGUUCCUUCUGUGGUUGGGGAUGCCGCAGCACAGUGUGGCGGAGUCGAGGCCCAAUGAGUUCAGCAGGACCCUCUCCGAAUUCGCCCUGGAGUACCGCACCACCCGGGAACGGGUGCUCCAGCAGCUGGAGAAGAAGGCCAACCACCGCGAGCGGAACAAGACGCGCGGCAAGCUGAUCAUCGACAUGGCCAAGUUCAAGACCAAAGAUGACGUGGCCGAUGACGAGCUGAAAAAACUGCUGGACACAUCCAGUGCCGACCAGGCCGAUGGCACUCUCACCUGGCGAAGAAGACGGGCGGAGCAGCUCCGUUCGCCGAUUGCCCGCCAGAGUGAGGAGCAGUUCACCGACGGGGAUGAUGAGAUCUUGGAAUCCCUGGUUAAAACCGCCACCAAGGCCCCAGGAACAAGGACAACACCCAGGGAACGGAAGCGGACGCGACAUGCGGAUCGCAAAUCAUCGCGCUAUGUCUAUAACCUCUAGCUGGAUAUCCCAACCAGAAACAAACUACACCACCAGCAAUUCCAAUGAGAAACUAUAUAUUUAUAAUUCCCUCAUAAAAUUCCAAAUUCACACAAAAUUCUUUGCAGUUUUGUAUCCCCAUUUACAACAUAAUAUUCCCAAUUUCGCAGCUUUUUUAUCCCCUUAGUUUUGCCAAGCUUACGAAUCUGUUGCCUUUAUUGGGUUUUAAUUUUUUCCAUUUCGUUCUUUUACCAUUAACGCACCAAUCCAACAAACCAAUAAAAAAAUCAAAUAAAACCGAACCCAACAAAUCUGAAAUAUUGACUAUCGAAGUGAAGCGCAGCCGCACGCGCGAAGGAUUCACAGUUGAAAGAGCACCAUCGCCGUAGAAACCGUUACUGUUAACCGAAUCCGUAACCGUUACCAAAA
Molecule: messenger RNA, 8796 nt
Organism: Drosophila suzukii
Lineage: Eukaryota; Metazoa; Arthropoda; Insecta; Diptera; Drosophilidae
Source: RefSeq, a predicted model, not a curated record